UCUGUCACUGCAGUAGAGAGAGGCACAUGAAAUGCUGAUUAAAAAUCAUUCAGAAUUAAAGUCUGUAAGAUCUGAGGAACAUCAAGGAGCUGGGGAAAAACUUUAAUGCCCUGAAACAAAACUGGAAAUAUGUCAUGGGAAAACAAACAAACAAAAAGACCUUCUGGCUUGACUCUGAGGAGGGAGAAGCUGGGAACUCCCCACAGACUGACUCGGCUGAGAAGUUUCUGCCAGUUUAAACAGAGUUAUAAGGAAAAUGAAGGUUUCCUCCUUCCCUCAUGGCCCUGUGGUGAGUUCCUCUCGGGCUGGCUACAUCAUGUUCUUCAUUAUUCUGUCCGUUCACAAAGGGGACUCAGCACAAUUUAAAGUGAUUGGACCUGACCACCCUGUCAUGGCCACUGCAGGUGAGGACAUUGUGUUACCCUGUCACCUCAGCCCCAGGGUAAGCGCUGAGAACAUGGAGGUGAGAUGGUACCGGUCCCAGUUCUAUUCCCUUGUGCACCUUUAUCGUGAUGGGGACGAUCAGAAUGAAAGGCAGAUGCCAGAAUAUCAGGGAAGGACAGAAUUUCUGAGAGAUGACAUUGCCAAUGGAAGCGUUGCCUUGAGAAUACGCCAUGUCAGACCCUCUGAUGAAGGACAGUACAGGUGCUUUUUUCGAUCAAGUGUUUUUCAUGAAGAAUCCCUGUUGGAACUGAAAGUAGCAGGUCUGGGCUCUGCUCCUCUCAUCUCCGUUGAGGGUUAUCAGGAUGGAGGGAUUCGAAUGGUGUGUCGAUCAGCUGGGUGGUACCCAGAGCCUGAGGUGCUGUGGAGAGAUCCCAGUGGACAGCCUUUAACAUCACUGUCAGAAACAAAACCCCGAGGGGCUAAUGGCCUGUUUGAGACACAGAGUUCUAUCAUUCUGUCAGAGACUUCUAACCAGAGCCUGUCCUGUCAGAUCAGGAACACCCUCCUCAACCAAGAAAAGGAGUCGACAGUUUAUAUAGCAGGUCCUUUUUUCCCAAGGGUGUCUCCCUGGAUGGUGGCUCUGUACCUGCUCCUGGUUAUUUCCUUUGUUUUGAUAGGCGUUGCUGCUUUUCUCUUCAAGUUAAGAGGAAACCUUCAUGCAGAAAUUGGGAAGAUCCAGGCUGAAAAACGGAAACUUCUUGAAAAUAUCAGUGAACUCCAAGAAGAAAUUAGGAGAUUGCAGGCAGAAAUUGGGAAACACCUUGACAAUAUCAGUGAACUCCAUGAAGAAAUUAGGGCACAUCUUGAAAAUAUUAGUGAACUGAAUGAAAAAAUUAGUGGACUUCAAAGAGAACUUGAAUGGAGAAAAGCCCUAGUUUGUCCAACGAAUGUGACCCUGGAUCCAAACACAGCAAAUGCCCAGCUCAUCGUGUCUGAGGAUCGGAAAAGCGUGAGGCGUGGAAUUGCACGGCAGGAGGUGCCGGACAACCCAGAGCGAUUCCAUUCUUUCUGUUUGCUGGGCUGUGAGAGGUUCAGCUCAGGGAGACAUUACUGGGAGGUGGAGGUGGGAGAUGGAGGGUUUUGGGCUGUGGGUGUUGCCAGAGAGUCUAUGAGGAGGAAGGGAGGGAUCAGAUUUAACCCUGAGCAGGGGAUCUGGGCUGUAGAGCGGUGUGGGGAUCAGUACCGGGCUCUCACCUCCCCGGAAACUCCCAUGCCCCUGAGUGAGAGACCUAAGAAGAUUGGGGUUUAUCUGGACUAUGAAGCGGAGUGGGUGGCAUUUUAUGAUACUGGUAAUGAGACCCUGAUCUUUUCUUUCAUGUCAGCGUCUUUCACGGGGGAGACAAUCCUUCCCUUCUUCUGGGUGGGGAUUGGAGUCCUGCUCAGAGUCUGCUCCUGAGGCCUGGAGAUGGGGAGGUAGCAAUAUCCCACUGGGGUUCACUCUGGUUGUGGACCAGAAAUGGACUGAACUAGUUGUUGUCCUGGGGACAGCUCAGAUGGUGUAAAACAAACCGCCGUGGUUCUAGAGAGGGGGAUUGGGGAGACAGAGAAGAUGUCAUGGGGGGUUGUAGGGAGCAUAGGCACCGACUCUGUGGGUGCCGCAGGGCUUGAGCACCCACAGGGAAAAAUUAGUGGGUGCUCUGCACCCACCGGAAGCCAAGCUCCCUUCACCCCCCACCCAACUCACCUCCUCCUCCUGCCCUGAGCACGCCGCGUCCCCACUCAUCCGCCUACCUCCCAGUGCUUCCCGCCGCCACACAGCUGUAGCAAGCUCCGGGAGGGAGGGGGAGGAGGCAGGAGCGGGGCGGGGACGGAGAUUUGGGGAAGGAGUUGGACGAGGGGCAGGGGUGGAGUUGGGCCGGGGCCGGGGCCGAGGGGGGUUGAGCACCCACUGGCGCCAGUAGAAGGUGGUGCCUAUGGUAGGGAGAGGAGACGCUGAAGACUGGAAAGGGAACGUGAGGCUUUACUGGGGAGGGAGAUGCUGGAAGGAAAUGGAGGGUGAAAGACAGGGAAAGGGGGUAAGGAAAGUAGAGAGAGAGGGAAUAGAACUGUUCAGUAUUAUGGAAAGUGAUUGUGUUUUCUUAACUCAGUCCCUUUGUUCAUGAAAAAAACUAGUUUCGGGCCUUAAAUUAUUCUUGCAGAUUUUGGACACUCUCUUCUCAGUGUUCUGAUUAUUACACUAUCAUUGAAUUGUUUGGAGUUCUCACAUUGCCUGACUGGAAAUAUA
Mauremys mutica (yellowpond turtle) is the source of this 2668-nucleotide messenger RNA. RefSeq names its product butyrophilin subfamily 1 member A1-like. Gene Ontology annotation, molecular function: protein binding. The record is from RefSeq and is a predicted model, not a curated record. Lineage: Eukaryota; Metazoa; Chordata; Testudines; Geoemydidae. Bases 257 to 1840 code for a protein of 527 amino acids. The transcript has 17 exons.